This is a messenger RNA of Girardinichthys multiradiatus, 7774 nucleotides long. RefSeq names its product calcium-dependent secretion activator 1-like. The transcript is spliced from 30 exons. The coding region runs from base 969 to 4838 and encodes 1289 amino acids. Lineage: Eukaryota; Metazoa; Chordata; Actinopteri; Cyprinodontiformes; Goodeidae. Gene Ontology annotation, biological process: dense core granule exocytosis; synaptic vesicle exocytosis; positive regulation of exocytosis. Gene Ontology annotation, cellular component: glutamatergic synapse. The record is from RefSeq and is a predicted model, not a curated record.
UAUCCGUCUAUUUAUUUAUACAAUAUUUAUUUUCAUUUCACUGAAAUGUUUUGCCUAUGUCAAGUGAUUUCUACAUUAUACAAAUCUUGGCCCAGUCCUUAAAAUCCCAAAACCCAUGAAAGAAUGGCAGCUUUUUUACAUGAAAACUAUGUUUGCUAGAUGGUUUAAUAUAAUGCUACUUGCAAUCAGGUAUUUUCAUGAGCUUGAAACUAUAAAACAUUCAGUGCAUUAUUUUUUUUCAAACAGAGAAUGCGAAAAUAAAUUAGGUGUUGCGCGAAAUUCUGUUCCUCUGAAAUAUUCUGCUCCCCCUCCUCUGUGACAAUCGUGAGCUUGCGUCACACGGGCAAGCUCGGGGUGUCCUCCCCGUCUGCUAUCCAUUAAGCCUAAACUCACAGGACUCAUAGCUACACCUAAAGAACUCUGUGGAAACAUUAUGGUGAAAUACAUGUAGCGCCCCCAUGGUGCAACACCGGUGCUGAGUGACCAGGGGAACAGAUUGUUUUAUAGAAACAGAUUUUGCGUAACACACCAGCCCUUCUUUGACUCAGCUGGAUCAUCAGGUGGUCACUGGUUGAAUGGCGGAACUGAUUCCAGAACAGGCAGAUUUUGUAGCACCGCGGUCAGCUCCUAGCCCUCCCUCUUCCUCUUACAGGCAACAGAGCAUCAACAUAUCAGCGUUUCCUUUUUUUCCAUCUGCGACCCCUCCCCGUUUAAAUUUGUUUUCAUGAUAUAUCCUUCUAAUCUGUCACUGACUGUUGGAGUUACACGGCUUGAACGUCACGCAAACAAAAAGACUCCAUAAUAUUUCCGUAUUCUUGCUGAGAUUGGCGUGUGUGGCUGCAUAUUCUACACGGCAGCUUGUGGCAUUAAUCAGACACGGUUUGUGCCUCCACUUCGCUCUUUUCUUCUGUGGCUCUAACUAAUGCAGUUUGAGCUUAACAAGCGUAUAGUUUCCAACGCACAGCAGCAUGUUAGAUCCGUCCUCCAGUGAAGAAGAAGGGGAUCAGGCGGUCGAGGUGAAGUGCAAAGAGAUGACAGCCUCGAAGAGCUUCGGUGGAGCCCGCCGGCCAGCGGCCCGAUCCGUCGACGAUCAUGGCGGCGGAGGGCUUCAGCCCCUGGGCGGUGGCAGUGGUAGUGGCAGAGCUUCUAGCCCCAGUCCUUCGGUGGGCAGUGACAAGGAAAAGGAAGACCUGGAUAAGAUGCAGAGAGAGGAGGAAGAGAAGAAAAAGCGACUCCAGCUGUAUGUGUUUGUAAUGCGCUGCAUUGCCUAUCCAUUCAACGCAAAACAACCUACUGAUAUGGCCAGGAGGCAGCAAAAGAUCAGUAAAUUGCAGCUGCAGACCGUCAAAGAUCGCUUUCAAGCGUUCCUCAAUGGUGAAACUCAGAUUGUGGCUGAUGAGGCUUUUAUCAAUGCUGUUCAGAGCUACUAUGAGAUCUUCUUGAAAAGUGACCGUGUGUCAAGGAUGGUGCAGAGUGGUGGUUUUUCAGCCAGUGAUUCUCGUGAGGUUUUUAAAAAGCACAUAGAGAAGCGAGUACGCAGCCUGCCUGAGAUCGACGGCCUAAGUAAAGAAACUGUGUUGAGCUCCUGGAUAGCCAAGUUUGACACCAUCUAUCGAGGUGAAGAAGACCCCAGGAAGCACCAGCAGAGGAUGACUGCAUGCGCUGCCUCUGAGCUCAUUCUAAGCAAGGACCAACUGUAUGAGAUGUUUCAGCAGAUCUUGGGGAUAAAGAAGUUUGAGCAUCAGCUGCUCUACAAUGCCUGUCAGCUGGACAAUCCCGAUGAGCAGGCAGCUCAAAUCAGAAGAGAAUUGGACGGAAGGCUGCAGAUGGCAGAGCAGAUCGCUCGGCUUGGAGGAAAGUUUCCAAGGUUUGUUUCCAGAGAGAUGGAAGUUAUGUACAUUGAGGAGCUGCAAUCCUCUGUCAAUUUGCUGAUGGCAAACCUGGAGAGCAUGCCAGUGUCCAAGGGAGGCGAGUUCAAGCUGCAGAAGCUGAAAAGAGGUCACAAUACCUCCAUUAUGGACAUGGGUCAAGAGGAUGAAAAUGUACUGUCCAAGUCAGAUGUUAUCCUCUCAUUCACCCUGGAGGUGGUAAUAAUGGAGGUACAGGGUCUGAAGUCCUUGGCUUUAAACAGAAUAGUUUACUGUACCAUGGAGGUCGAGGGAGGACAUAAGCUCCAGACGGACCAAGCUGAAGCAUCCAAACCAAUUUGGGGUACCCAAGGUGACUUCACAACCACCCAGCCAUUACCUACUGUGAAGGUGAAGCUGUUCACUGAGAGCACAGGAGUGUUGGCUUUGGAAGAUAAGGAGCUAGGAAGGGUUGUGCUUCACCCCACUCCUAACAGUCCCAAACAGUGUGAGUUUCAUAAAAUGACAGUUUCUAAAGGCUGCCCAGAUGACCUCAAGAUAAAACUAGCCAUUCGCAUGGAUAAGCCACAGAACAUGAAGCAUUGUGGGUAUCUUUGGGCCAUUGGCAAAAAUGUUUGGAAAAGAUGGAAGAAGCGAUUCUUUGUGUUGGUCCAGGUAAGCCAGUACACCUUUGUGAUGUGCAGCUACAGAGAGAAGAAGGCUGAGCCUGUGGAGCUCCUACAGCUGGAUGGCUAUACUGUGGACUACACGGACCCUCAGCCAGGUCUGGAAGGUGGCAGGACGUUCUUUAAUGCUGUGAAAGAGGGAGACACUGUGAUAUUUGCCAGUGAUGAUGAGCAAGAUCGCAUCCUUUGGGUGCAGGCCAUGUACAGGGCCACUGGUCAGUCACACAAGCCCGUGCCCCCCACACAGGUCCAGAAGCUUAAUUCCAGAGGGGGGACUGCACCACAACUUGAUGCACCCAUAUCUCAGUUCUCUGGAUUCAAUGAUGCUGAUCGGGCCCAAAAGCACGGCAUGGAUGAGUUUAUUUCAGCCAACCCGUGUAACUUUGACCACGCCUCCCUGUUUGAGUUAGUGCAGCGCCUCACCUUGGAUCACAGACUUAAUGACUCCUACUCCUGCCUGGGUUGGUUCAGUCCCGGCCAGGUUUUUGUCUUGGAUGAAUAUUGUGCUCGCUACGGUGUCCGGGGCUGCCAUCGUCACUUAUGUUACCUGAGUGAUCUGCUUGAGAGGGCAGAGAAUGGAGCCAUGAUUGACCCCACACUGCUUCACUACAGCUAUGCCUUCUGUGCCUCCCACGUACAUGGAAACAGACCUGAUGGGAUCGGCACAGUGACUGUGGAGGAAAAGGAGCGUUUUGAAGAAAUCAAAGAGAGACUUCGAGUCCUUCUGGAGAACCAGAUAACACAUUUCAGAUACUGUUUUCCAUUUGGACGACCAGAGGGAGCACUAAAAGCAACUCUUUCUUUGCUUGAAAGGGUUCUGAUGAAAGAUGUUGUGAUACCAGUCCCACAAGACGAAGUCAAAGCUGUGAUCAGGAAGUGUCUGGAACAGGCUGCCAUAGUCAACUAUCAGCGCCUGUCAGAGUAUGCAAAACUGGAAGGAAAAAAGAGAGAGAUGUAUGAGCAUGCUGUCUUCUGCUUGGCGUCUCAGGUGAUGGAUUUAACUAUUCAAAAUGUAGGCCGUUUAGUGACCCCUGCCAAAAAACUUGAGGACACUAUCCGCUUGUCCGAGCUGGUCAUUGAGGUGCUUCAGCAGAAUGAGGAACACCAUGCUGAGGGAAAAGAGGCCUUUGCAUGGUGGUCGGACCUGAUGGUGGAGCAUGCCGAGACCUUCCUGUGUUUUUACUCAGCCGAUAUGGAUGCAGCCCUUGAAAUUCAGCCACCUGACAGCUGGGACAGUUUCCCCCUUUUCCAGCUGCUCAACGACUUCUUUAGAGUGGAUUAUAACCUGUGUAAUGGAAAGUUCCAUAAACACCUGCAGGACCUCUACGCGCCUCUGGUGGUGCGAUAUGUGGACCUCAUGGAGUCAUCCAUUGCUCAGUCCAUUCACAGAGGCUUCGAAAGAGAGUCCUGGGAACCUGUAAAUAAUGGCUCAGGAACUUCAGAGGACCUCUUCUGGAAGCUGGAUGCUCUGCAGACCUUCAUCAGAGAUCUUCACUGGCCGGAAGAAGAGUUUGGCAAACACCUAGAAACCAGACUGAAGCUAAUGUCUAGCGACAUGAUAGAAUCUUGUAUCAAAUGGACACGGGCAGCAUUUGAGGCAAAGCUGCAGAAAACCUGCCGGACCACAGAUUUUCAUGUGCCUCAGUCCAUCUGUACCAUGUUUAAUGUCAUGGUGGACGCCAAGUCACAAUCAGCCAAAUUGUGUGCUAUGGACCUAGGUCAGGAGAGACAAUACCACUCCCAAAUUGACCAUCUGAUUGAGGAGACAGUGAAGGAGAUGAUUACUCUUUUGGUUGCAAAGUUUGUGGUCAUCCUAGAGAGUGUCUUAUGUAAACUCUCUAGAUAUGAUGAAGGAACCCUCUUCUCUUCCUUCCUAUCUUUCACAGUAAAAGCUGCCUCAAAGUAUGUGGAUGUACCUAAGCCAGGGAUGGACGUUGCCGACAGCUAUGUUACAUUUGUUCGCCAUUGCCAGGACAUGCUUCGAGAGAAGGUCAACGAGGAGAUUUACAUUGAGAGACUUUUUGAUCAAUGGUACACCAGCAGUAUGAACCUUAUUGGAACAUGGCUGACUGACCGUAUGGACCUGCAGCUACAUGUUUAUCAACUGAAGAUACUUAUCAGGAUUGUCAAAAAAAAGUACCGUGAUUUCCGUCUUCAAGGAGUGCUGGACUCGACAUUGAACUGUAAGAUGUAUGAGACCGUAAGAAAUCGGCUGACCUUAGAAGAAGCUACUGCUUCAGUGAGGGAAGGAGGCAUGCAAGGGAUUACAAUGAGAGACAGCGAUGAAGAUGAUAAUGAUAACUAGAUCAAAGAUCUAGUUAAUAUCAGAAUGUCAAAAUUGUAUCUUUUUUCUCUUUUUUGUUAAAUGUCACAUUCCAAUGGUUAAAUAAAUAUAUGUUUCUAUAAAAGUAAUUACAAGAGGAAAAUGCAUUAGGUCUGAAAAACGGCUCCACCAAGUACGUUCUUUAUCUCUGGAAUGGCACCAUAAAAAAAGAACACAAUUUAAUGUGAAAAGAAACAUUUCUGGCAUAUCAAAAUAAAAACAGUCCAUGAUCUUUUGGACACUGGACAAACCCCCACAAACAACUGGUUUGUGUCUUAAAGGAUGAAACAUUAAUAUUUGAUACUCAUGCCUAAAGUAAAUGACUCUGCAGCUGCCAUGGUACCUAUUAGCAUUAAUUGGAAGGAUGACACCCAGCUAAAAAGGAACAUUUAGAGGCAGUAAAGAUUUAUCGCUUUCUGGUGGUAACUUACCUGAUUGAGUCAUCUAAGCCCCAAAAUUUCAGUCACAUUUGCUUAAUUUGGUGCAGACCUAUGCCUUCUCAGAUGAGCCUAGGCCCCAACCUUAAAAAAUUUCAUGUCUAAUUAAUAACUGUUAGUUCACUCAAUACAGCUUUAAAUUGUUUAAGGCAUUUCUAUGUGUUAAUAACGUCAAACAAGAAAUACAAACAAAUAAUUGCUGUCUUUACUUUAGAACUAACUUACACAUUUAAAUGAUAAAGCCAACUCUAAAAUCAAAACUUCAAGCAUUAUUCAAGUUUGCACAAAGAAAAAGAUGUAGAUUCCACUAGCAAUAGCUUCUGAGCUAAUGUGAAGAUUACCCAUACAUCUACCGAUAAGUGUGAAUAACCCAGAAAAUAUUUUAAAGCAUUUGAAAAGAGGGACACUUUGUGCUAUUAAGAGUGCUUCUUUUCUGCUAUUUUUACUUAAAGGUUUCACACCAUCCUGGACAUUGUGAAGUGACAUGUGAUUUCAAUAUCCACACAAAAACAGUUUGUGUUUUGAGAACUAACACUAAUAUUCAUAUUCAUUAUAUUGUAGUCAAAUUCUUGGGGGACAUUUUACUCUUAGAUCAAACUAUGACAAAAAUAGGCUGAAUUGAGAAAAAAGGUACUUCUGCUAUGAAAUUGUCUUUAAUAUCAUUUAUGUUUAACUGAGGUGUAUCCCCUUGAAUAGAUAACAUGAUUUUGCAAAAACAUCAAUUAAAAGAGUGAUAUUGAGUUUUAAUCCUUUGAAAAUGAAAUUUUGUUAUUUUGCCUUUUGUUAUUUUUUCUCUGGAACUUGUGAAACUUUCUGUAGCAGUGUUGUAUGGCUGGAACUGUAUAUUGUCAUAUUGAAUUUUAAAUGAUUAAUUAAUUUAAAUAGAUUGGAAUCUAUAAAUGUUAUCUAUAAAUGUACAUCAGUCUUUCAGACAAACAUAAUGACAUUUCCCAAACUGUGUUCAUUUAGUAAUGUGUUUAUUUAUGUAAGAAGCUCAGACACACAUCAAGACAAACAAAGAAUGGUCAAUUUCAAAUAUGAUUGUUGCACAACUAUUUUCAUCAAGGUGGACUGAACAAUUCAAGUUACAACAUAAAAAGCUAAAUGAUGGUCAUGGUGGUAGUUGGGUUGUUUGUGUGUGGGGGGCUGCUGUAACCUACAGUAUGUCCUGAAACAUUGAGUUGAUUGAUGGUAUUAAAGGGACCAAACCUGAUGUUUAUUUAAUCACAAAUUUCAUAAAAUAUAGAUAAUUCUUUUUGUCAUAUCCAGUCUAUUUGCACCAGAAGUAAAAUUGUGAUCACUGAACAAAAUACAAUUUCCAAUAAAUCAGGGCACUGUGGAUGCCCAAUUUUGUGUCAGAAUAUGUGACAACCUCUGCUCAAACACAUGAUGCCAUGGGUGUCUUCCUGGCAGAGAUCAAUGUUUUAAAAAGCUAUUUCCUAAAUAAAAAUUUCAUAUCUGCACCAACUUCUUUAAAAUUUUCUUAUUUAAUCUUGAUGGAAUACCUGCAAACAGGCUGGAUAUGCUGUAUAAUAAAUGUCCCUAUAAAAUUACUGAUAAAUUGACUAGAUAUAAGCUGCAUACAGUGAGAAAUCUUUAAACGCUAUAAGAUUUCUGCAAUUGUGUUCUUUGUUUCCUCCUAUUUCUGUCUUUGUUUUAAUUAAUUGAUACGUUAGAAAAGUAAUAAAAUGUUUCUUUAAUUACAGUUAUUCCUAAACUUUUUUGACAUUUUUCUUUAAGAAAAUAAAUUUUUAUUUCAUAUAAAUACUCUUUAAGCAAUGGAAGCAUUUGCCAUUUGUGAUGUACAUUGUUCUAUCUGCACUUCGCUUCAUUCCAGAAUGUAUGAUGUGGCUUCCAUACCUUGUACUGAAUUAUUGUGAGUGAAGUCUGCCAGACGUUUUCUUCUAUCAGCUGUUGUCUAAAAUGUUAUUCUUCAGCUAAGUGCUGCAUGUAGCUGGUAUUCAUUCCUCAAAGUGCUUUUGCUUCAUUUGUGAAAUUAUCACUGGAAACUAUGGUUCUUCUUCAAGCACCCAUUAUUUCCAAUAAUAUUUAAAUAAAACAAAUAAAAUGUGGAAACAACUGUCAACUAAUUUAUUUAGCUUUUUAAAAGCAUAAGAGUAAUGAGAAAAGCAUUGCAAUUUCAUGCAUUGACAUAUUACAAUGUUUGUUUUAGUUUGUGUAGUUUUGUAUAAUUUUUUGUUGUAUUAUUUUGUUUCUUUAUCAUAUUCUAAACAUAUACAACAAGAAGCAUUUAGCCACAGUGUGGAGUUUAGUAACUUGUCCAAGAUGUUAGACACUAAACCCAAGGAUAGUGUUAGGGUGCUAUUAAGGCAGGAAGGUGGUAUCUAAAGUGUUUCUGGGUGGACUGCUCUAUUCAGAUCCAAAGAUGCCUUAACAGAAGGUAAACACCUAAACACACUAUGAUAAAUCAAAGGUUUCUUUGUAAUGGCUGCAAAAAAUAAAGAAAACUGAUAAGAAAAA